This is a messenger RNA of Caenorhabditis remanei, 2763 nucleotides long. RefSeq lists its product as uncharacterized. Lineage: Eukaryota; Metazoa; Nematoda; Chromadorea; Rhabditida; Rhabditidae. Gene Ontology annotation, cellular component: cytosol; aminoacyl-tRNA synthetase multienzyme complex. The transcript is spliced from 6 exons. Bases 1 to 2763 code for a protein of 920 amino acids. The record is from RefSeq and is a predicted model, not a curated record. Gene Ontology annotation, biological process: methionyl-tRNA aminoacylation. Gene Ontology annotation, molecular function: tRNA binding; ATP binding; methionine-tRNA ligase activity.
AUGGGUUACGAUUUAGCUGAGGUAAAGAAAAAGUUUGCUGCGAAAACGGUUAACUACGUAGAAAAGAAGGAUCCGAAAAGUAUCCUACCACAAGCAGGAAAACGAAAUAUUCUGAUUACUGCUGCCCUGCCAUAUGUUAAUAAUGUUCCUCAUCUUGGAAACAUCAUUGGGUGUGUGCUCAGCGCCGAUGUUUUUGCUAGGUACUGCAAUCUCCGAGGCCAUCAAACUUUCUAUGUCGGAGGAACUGAUGAAUAUGGAACUGCUACCGAAACCAAGGCUCUCCAAGAAAAAUGUACACCACGAGAGCUUUGUGAUAAGUAUCAUACCAUUCAUAAAGGUAUUUAUGAAUGGUUUGGCAUUGACUUCACCCAUUUCGGAAGAACUACCACUGAUCAUCAAACAGAGAUCUGCCAAGACAUGUUUAUGAAACUUCACCAAAACGGCUACACUUCAACACAGUCCGUUGAUCAAUUAUUUUGCAACAACUGCGAUAAGUUUCUCGCUGACCGUUUUGUCACUGGAACAUGUCCGUAUUGUGCAUAUGAUGAUGCUCGAGGGGAUCAAUGCGACGGAUGUGGGAAGCUGAUCAAUGCUGUGGAAUUGAAGAACGCGAAGUGUCAUAUGUGUAAAAGUGCUCCAGAGGUGAAACAAUCAACUCACAUCUUUCUUUCUUUGGAUAAGCUUCAAGAAAAAACCGCAAAGUACUUGGAUGUAGUGAUGAAUGAUAAUCCGGACUCUCGAUGGUCAGCAAAUGCAGUGGGAAUCACAAAUUCCUGGACGAAACUUGGAUUGGAACCACGUUGUAUCACUCGAGACCUGAAAUGGGGAACACCAGUACCACUAGAGGGAUUUGAAAAAAAAGUUUUCUAUGUAUGGUUCGAUGCGCCGAUCGGUUACCUUUCGAUUACGAAGUGCGUUCUCGGAGAUGAUUGGACAAAAUGGUGGAAAAAUCCGAAAAAUGUCGAGCUGUAUAAUUUCGUUGGAAAAGAUAACGUUGCUUUCCAUGCUGUUAUGUUCCCAUGCUCUCAACUAGGAGCCAAUGAUAAUUACACUGUUGUUAAUCACUUGUGUGCUACCGAAUAUUUGAACUAUGAGGAUACCAAGUUCAGUAAAUCGCGUGGAACUGGAAUCUUUGGAGAUGCUGCUCAAGGAACUGGAAUCCCUGCAGAUAUUUGGAGAUUCUAUUUAUUGUACAUGAGACCUGAAAGCCAGGACACUGCAUUCAGUUGGGAUGAUUUCGUGCUGAAAGUGAACAGCGAGCUGCUGAACAAUCUCGGAAAUUUCAUCAAUCGUGCGCUUUCAUUCGUCAGCAAUUUCUUCAGUGGUGUGAUUCCUGAGAUUCAGUUAACUGAUGCAGACGCCGAAUUCCUUGAAGAAGUCAAUAAAGAAUGUGAACAAUGGGACAAACAAUUCGAUCGAGUGCAUCUCAAAGACGCUGUGAAAAGUAUUCUGAAUGUUUCACGCUUAGGAAAUCAGUAUAUGCAAGCUCAAACUCCGUGGGUACUCAUGAAAGGAAGUGAUGAAGAAAAGAAACGAGCCGGAACAAUUAUCGGAGUAGCUGCCAAUAUUGCUUAUCAUCUAGCUGUCAUUCUGUACCCUGUCAUGCCUUCGAUUUCAGCUACGAUCCGCGAGCAAUGUGGUUUGCCAAAACUUCCAAUCUUCUCUCCGUUCCCUAUUAAUUAUCUGAAAUCGGGACACAAAAUCGGAAAACCAUCUCCUCUUUUCCAAAAGCUUGAUCCAGUUCAAAUCGCGGAAUUUAAAGCAAAGUUCGGAGGAUCACAAGACGCCCAAAACGCUUCUCCAGCCGCCGAGAAACCAAAACAACAGAAGAAGCAAGCUCCCACCAAAGACAAAAAAGGCGGAGACAAGAAGAAGAUGGCCUCCACUGCUGCUUUCGUCGAACUUGAACAGGGAGCGAAAAUGAUUUCUCAACUACUCGCCCAAAACAUGAAGAAAUUCGAGCAAGCCAAAGCUCUUUUCGCACGCAAUCAGUUACAAAAACUGGAAGAGGAAAACAAACAACUCAUUCUGGACGCCAAAUCUCUUCAACAUCAUUUGAUUGAGUUAGAAACAGCUGCAGGCAUUAAGCAGAUCCCUAAACCCGUCGUUUCAUGCACUCCAACACCAACUUCUACUCCCGCUUCCGGAAUCAUCGCUGAAACUCCAAAAAGCGCCGAACCAGCUCCAGCGCCAGCUGCUGAACCAAAGAAAGCAAAAGAACAGAAGAAGGGAAAAGGAGGAGGAGCUGCUGCAGCUCCAGUGGACGAUUCUAUCGAUGUGGGACGAUUAGACAUGCGCGUUGGUCGAAUCAUCAAAUGUGAAAAACAUCCAGAUGCUGAUGCUCUCUACGUGGAACAAAUCGAUGUCGGAGAAGCUUCUCCAAGAACUGUUGUAUCAGGACUCGUUCGUCAUGUUCCUCUAGAUCAAAUGCAGAAUCGUCUUGUGGUCGUUUUAUGCAAUCUGAAACCAGCUAAAAUGCGUGGUGUUGAGUCACGAGCGAUGGUUAUGUGCGCCUCAUCUCCGGAAAAAGUGGAAAUUAUGGAAGUUUCACCAGACAGUGUCCCAGGAACUCCGGUUGUCUGUCCGCCAUAUACUCACAGACCUGAUGAGCAGCUGAACCCCAAAAAGAAGAUCUGGGAAACAGUCGCUGAGGACUUGAAGGUUUCUGCAGACGGUUUUGCCGAGUGGAAAGGACAACCACUUCUUGUUGGAAACGCAACUAAAAUGACAGCUCCAACUCUUCGUGGAGUUCAUGUCAAAUAA